UUGAAAGUGAGGGUUUUUUGUGAACGGCCGUCCAAAGUUCCAAAUCUCCUCAUCAUUCUCCUCUCAUUGAACAUGAUUGAUGGAGUCCUGGUGGAGCUCAACUCGUCAUAUGUGUUAAAGAGUUCCAUUAUUUUUUCAACCUAUAGAAAUUUGAGAUCAACUCAUGAAGUUGUUAUGAGGAAUCAUCGGGCUAUCAAAUUGGAGAAAAGAAAUUCACAAAUAUUACCUAUUUGUGCACAGGUCAUGAAGUGCCUUAUUAUUCCCGCUACAUGUGUAACCAUUGGCAGCUGCUACAUCAUCCUUACAUCUGAACAAGUGAACAAG
Molecule: messenger RNA, 324 nt
Organism: Striga asiatica
Lineage: Eukaryota; Viridiplantae; Streptophyta; Magnoliopsida; Lamiales; Orobanchaceae
Source: the annotation of a GenBank genome assembly